GGGGGCGGGGGAUGUUCUUUAACUAAAACUUUAGGCUCACAAAGCCACUUCAGAGGACCCAGGACUAACAGAGGGAGCACAUCUUGUUGACUGUCUGACAGGACGAAGUUUUAUUUGGGAAUCUAACUCACAACGGCUUCAAUGAUGCAUUCACAUUCAGGCGUGAUCUUCAACGCAGUCUUCGCAUUCGCUCUGCUUCUCCUUCCGCCGAGCAAGGCGGACACCGACGCAUUCCAAGCCGCCUAUCCGAACAAAUCCGCACGCAAUGGAUCGGAGGGAUGUCUGCAAUCCCCCUUCGCCGCGCUGCUCUCCCGCGGCGCUGCUUCGGCAGCCUCAACCGACGAGGUUCUGGAGUCCAGCCAGGAGGCGCUGCUCGUAACGGAGCGCCGCUACCUGCGGCUGGACUGGUGCAAGACGCAGCCGCUGAAGCAGAUCAUCCAGGAGGAGGGCUGCCUGAGCCGCACCAUCAUCAACCGCUUCUGCUACGGCCAGUGCAACUCCUUCUACAUCCCGCGGCACACUUACCAGGACGGCAGCGUCUUCCAGUCCUGCUCCGCUUGCAAACCAAAAACCUUCAGCACCGUGACGUAUACCCUCUUCUGCCCGGGACAGACGCCCAACACGCGACGGAAGCGGGUCCAACGCGUAAAGACGUGUCGCUGCGUAAAUAUUAAAACGGAUUAAACCCUAGCGGAAAUGCACCGUUAUUCACGGAAAGGAAAUGAGCAAUAAAGAUGUGUUGGGGUGUCGGAGUGAGGAACUUUGAUGCAGCUUGUUUAUUGUAGGAAUGACACUUAACACUAAGAUAAGGCCUGCCUGGUCAUCUGCAGGUAAAAAAA
Fundulus heteroclitus (mummichog) is the source of this 839-nucleotide messenger RNA. It is a transcript of the gene grem1a, whose product is annotated as gremlin 1a, DAN family BMP antagonist. Gene Ontology annotation, molecular function: BMP binding; receptor ligand activity. Gene Ontology annotation, biological process: animal organ morphogenesis. Lineage: Eukaryota; Metazoa; Chordata; Actinopteri; Cyprinodontiformes; Fundulidae. The transcript has 2 exons. The record is from RefSeq and is a predicted model, not a curated record. The coding region runs from base 142 to 684 and encodes 180 amino acids.